UACAGGGAACACAAACACUCUCCUUUAGACUCCCUUCCUCUGGGUGCUACACCACAUAAAAGCAAGAUAUGGCGACUGCUGUCAGUUUGCUGACCGAGGAGCAGCUUCUUUGCCCCAUCUGUCUGGAUUUGCUCAACCAACCUGUCUCCACUCCUUGUGGGCACAACUUCUGCAGGGACUGCAUACAGGGAUACUGGCAGAGCGCUAAUCUGUCGCAGUGCCCCAUGUGCAAGCAGAAGUUUUACAGGAGGCCUGAGCUCAAAGUUAACAUCUUCAUAUCCGACGUGGCUUCUCAGUUCAAGAAGUCAUUAGAAAAGAAAGAAGAAGAAGAAGAAGCCAGUAUUUUGGACAAAUAUUCAAGCCACAAAGGCGACGUUUCAUGUGAUGUGUGUGUUGGAAAAGGGGUCAAGGCUCUUAAAUCAUGUCUUGACUGCUUGGCCUCCUUCUGUGAGACCCACCUGGAGCCCCAUCACAUUUUAGGCACCUUCAAGAAACACCACCUAAUCAACCCUUUGAUGAACAUGCAAGACAGAGUGUGUAGGAAGCACGAGAAACUCCUGGACCGGUUCUGUAACACGGACCAGACUUAUGUGUGCCAGAUAUGCAUCAAGAGAGACCACAAUGCUCAUCACACUGUACCUAUAGAGGAGGAGAGCAGAGACAGGAGAGCUCAAAUUGGAAGGCUAAAUGCAGAAGUGGAAGAAAUUAUUCACGGCCGACUUGAGAAAAUCAGCGAAAUCAAUCAAAGUGUUCAGCUCAGUAAAGGAAACACAGAAAGAGAGACUGAAGAGAGUUUGCAAGUCUUCAACAAUCUGCUCCACAUGGUCAAGAGAGGUCAGGCUGAGGUGGUCGAGGUGAUCGGUGCCAAGCAGAGGCAAGUUGAAGGCAAGGCAAGAGGCCUCAUUCUGGAGCUAGAGCAGGAGAUCGAGGAGCUGAGGCGGAGAAAUGCUGAGCUGGAGCAGCUUUCCCACACCGAAGAUGACCUCUACCUUAUCCAGAGCUUUCCAGCUUUCUCCACACUGCCAGCUACCAAAGACUGGACCAACACCUGCGUGGAGAGUGCUGUAUAUGUGGGCACGGUGAGGAGAGCAGUCAGGAGAGUAGCGUGUCAGCUGGAGGAGACAGUGAAGGCUGAGGUGAAGAGGCUAUGUGAGACUGAAUUUAAGAGGGUUCAGCACUGUGCUGUUGAUGUGACUCUGGACCCUGAUACAGCUCAUCCCAAACUGGUGCUGUCUGGAAACAGGAAACAGGUCCAUCACGGGGAUGUAGCACUGAGACCCCCAGAUGAUCCAGAGAGAUUUUACCCAGGGGUCAGCGUGUUGGGAAAGAAGGGUUUCUCCUCUGGAAGGCUGUACUAUGAAGUCCAAGUGAAGGGCAAAACGGAGUGGGAUAUUGGAGUUGGGCUUCAGUCCGUCAACAGAAAAGGAGGGAAUAUACUAAACCCUGAAACAGGCUACUGGGCCCUGGGGAUGAGGAAAGACAAGAGCUACUGGGCCCUCAGCAGCACUCCUAUCCGUGUGCCACUGGUAGGGAAGCCCCAGAGGAUCGGGGUGUUCGUGGAUGUCGAGGGGGGGCAGGUUUCUUUUUACGAUGUGGAAUCUGCUUCUCAUAUCUACUCAUUCACCGGAUACUCAUUCGGUGAAAGACUGCUCCCCUACUUUAACCCUCGGCGUAAUCAUGGCGGGGUCAACUCGGCUCCUAUGAUCAUCUCGCCUUUCAACGUCUGAAAUCUGUCAUUUCCUCUCUUCCUAUUGCUUUAUUGCUUUCAAACAUUUAAAAAAAUACAUGUUAUCAUUUUCAAAUGAUGUUUGCUACUCUGUUUGU
Trematomus bernacchii (emerald rockcod) is the source of this 1824-nucleotide messenger RNA. RefSeq names its product zinc-binding protein A33-like. Gene Ontology annotation, molecular function: protein binding; zinc ion binding. The coding region runs from base 69 to 1727 and encodes 552 amino acids. The record is from RefSeq and is a predicted model, not a curated record. The transcript has 2 exons. Lineage: Eukaryota; Metazoa; Chordata; Actinopteri; Perciformes; Nototheniidae.